Paralichthys olivaceus (Japanese flounder) is the source of this 2721-nucleotide messenger RNA. RefSeq names its product frizzled class receptor 10 (gene fzd10). NCBI's taxonomy places the organism in Eukaryota, Metazoa, Chordata, Actinopteri, Pleuronectiformes, Paralichthyidae. Gene Ontology annotation, biological process: canonical Wnt signaling pathway; non-canonical Wnt signaling pathway. Gene Ontology annotation, molecular function: Wnt receptor activity; Wnt-protein binding. The record is from RefSeq and is a predicted model, not a curated record. Gene Ontology annotation, cellular component: plasma membrane.
CAUGUAAAGUAGCUGUGUCUUUGAAGGCGGAUCUCUUGGCAGGUUAGACCGGGACGGAGGCUCCGACCAGCUCAGACGAGCGCUGCCACCAAACCAGACGCAUCAGUUGGCCGCCGCUGUGUGACGGGAGGAGCAUAAUCCUGCUUUUUCUGGGACUCGUUUAGUUUCAUUUAUUUAUUUUGCAGAUUAGUUGUCUCGGGAUCCUGGUGAGGAGAAGCCUGUGCGUAAAGGAUCAGCCGCGUAAAGGACUAUUUUAUUUCUUUUUCUCCAAGUUGUCGCACGGACCACACAUCGUUUUGCUGCGCAGGGAAAAGUGACAUGAAACGCGAGGACGGGUCAGUGGAUCUUCAGGGAACAAGUGAGAGACAAGUCGGAAGCCACAGUAUUUGUAAUUUAACCACAGCAGACUGAACUGUGUGCUGCGGGACAUUGAGCAAGUACAGCUCCAACACAUGCGCUCGGAAAGCAUGGACCUGUGCGCACGAUAUUUCCAGCGAGAAAGCGUCCACGGACCAUCGCGGGAAAUAUGUUCUUAUUAAACUCUCCACACCAAUAAUGAGAAAGCAAUCUCCUUAGUUGUGUAACUUCUCCCACGUUGAUCUAUCCGACACACCAACACCAGCCUGGAUUCAUCACAGACUUUUCAAUGAGAGAAUCGUGUGUUGUGGUAGUGAUGAACAUCCUGUCGUUUUCUUCAUUAAAUCAAGAAGGGAGGAUGCGUUCAUGUGCCAGACUGAGCCUGGUCUAUGUGCUGCUCGCCCUGUGGAGCAGUGGAGCUUCAGCUAUCAGCUCCAUAGACCCGGACUGGUCAGGAGAGGGGAGAUGUCAACACAUCAACAUCCCCCUGUGUAAAGACAUUGGCUACAAUAUGACUCGCAUGCCAAAUCUCAUGGGCCACGAUGACCAAAAAGAGGCAGCGAUAAAGCUGCAGGAGUUUGCAACACUGAUAGAGUUUGGAUGCCACAGUCAUCUCAAAUUUUUCCUGUGCUCGCUGCACGCUCCCAUGUGCACGGAGCAGGUUUCCAACCCCAUCCCAGCAUGUAGAGUUAUGUGUGAGCAGGUGAAGUUAAAAUGCUCACCCAUUUUGAAAAACUUUAACUUCCCGUGGCCCGACUCUCUGGACUGCUCCCGGCUGCCGACCAAAAAUGACCCAAACAACCUCUGCAUGGAGGCGCCCAACAACGGCUCAGACGAGCCCCCCAAAGUCUCCCACACCCAGCCCCCAGACUUCAGGCCGCAGCGGCCCCUGAGCAGCCACGACCUGCACCUGAAGGACAGCAGCAGCAGCAAGCAGACGUGCAGCAACCCUGGCAAGUUCCACUUUGUGGAGAAGAGCGAGUCCUGUGCCCCUAAAUGCUACCCCAAAGUGGACGUAUACUGGAGUCAGGGAGACAAGCAAUUCUCUCUGGUGUGGAUGGCCAUCUGGUCCAUCCUCUGCUUUGUCUCUAGUGCCUUCACUGUGCUCACAUUCCUCAUAGACCCACAGAGAUUCAAAUACCCAGAGCGGCCGAUCAUCUUCCUUUCCAUGUCCUACUGUGUUUACUCUGUGGGCUACCUCAUCCGACUUUUUGUGGGCGCUGACAGAAUAGCGUGUGACAGAGACAAUGGGGUGCAAUAUGUUAUCCAGGAGGGUCUGGAGAGCACCGGCUGCACUAUUGUGUUCCUCAUCCUGUAUUAUUUUGGCAUGGCCAGCUCCCUCUGGUGGGUUAUCCUGACCCUCACAUGGUUCCUGGCUGCGGGGAAGAAGUGGGGUCAUGAGGCCAUCGAGGCCAACAGCAGCUACUUCCACCUAGCGGCGUGGGCCAUCCCUGCUGUGAAGACCAUCAUGAUCCUGGUGAUGAGGAAGGUGGCGGGGGACGAGCUGACGGGCAUCUGCUACGUGGGCAGCAUGGAUGUCAAAGCUCUCACUGGCUUCGUGCUAAUUCCUCUCUCCUGCUAUCUUAUUAUUGGCACUUCUUUCCUGCUGUCGGGCUUCGUGGCCCUCUUCCACAUCCGUAAGAUAAUGAAAACAGAGGGAGAAAACACGGACAAGCUGGAGAAGCUGAUGGUUCGCAUUGGGGUUUUCUCUGUGCUCUACACCGUCCCGGCCACCUGCGUCAUUGCCUGCUACUUUUACGAGAGGCUCAACAUGGACUACUGGCGCAUCCUGGCAGUGGAGCAGAAGUGUGUGGAUGGCGGCGGGCCGGAGUCAGCUGAGUGUGUCAUGAAGACUUCCAUCCCUGCUGUGGAGAUCUUCAUGGUGAAGAUCUUCAUGCUGCUGGUGGUGGGCAUCACCAGCGGCAUGUGGAUCUGGACGUCAAAGACGCUGCAAUCGUGGCAGAACGUGUUUAGCAGGAAGCUAAAGAAGAAGUCGAGGAGAAAGGCUGCCAGUGUGUUCACCAGCAGUAGGCCUUACAUCAAACCUCACCCAUCUCUCAAAGGGCACAGCACUAAGUAUGAGCCUACACGGCCUCCUCCAACAUGUGUAUGAGCUGGCUCUCCUUGUAUAAACCCCAAAAGUACUUGUUAAGCCCUUAUCUAAAUGAGACUUUGUAAUCAGAGUGCCAUCAAAAAAAUCAAGGUUCGUGUUUUAUUUAUGCAAACUCUGUUGAAGAUAAUGCAAUGUGGGUUUUUUUGUAUCUUCAGCCAUCUCGUGCAACAAGAGCUGCCUUUGUUUGAGGAAAAAUCUGCUACUCCUGGAUUCACUUAUCCUAUUGAGGACCUUGGUGGAGGAAAAAAAAA